CGUUCCAAGAGGAUCAUCAAUCACUAACCCCGGCAGAAGUUUUUUAACGGUAUGAUCUACUCUACGUAGACUUUGAGGAACUCGAAAAAAAAAAAGGUACAUGAUGUCGUUUUCCGGUGCAAAAACCUUCUUCAACCGGUUCUGCGUGGCUGAAUUCCAUAUGGAGAGUGCUGGCCGUAGCAGCUUCAUCUCCAGUGAUCAUCUCUUACCAUCCCUUGGUGCCAGAAUUAACCAGGCAACUAAGCUUCGAAGAUACAUAGUGUCGCCUUUCAGUCCUCGUUAUAGGGCUUGGGAGAUGUUACUGGUUGUUUUAGUCAUUUAUUUUGCCUGGAUUUGCCCAUUCGAGUUUGCAUUUCUGCCUUACAAACAAGACGCACUCUUCAUCUUCGACAACAUUGUCAAUGGCUUCUUUGCCAUUGACAUUAUUCUCACCUUCUUUGUUGCAUAUCUAGACAGCCACUCUUAUCUUCUUGUUGAUGAUCCCAAGAAAAUUGCAGUCAGGUACAUAUCUACCUGGUUUAUCUUCGAUGUCUGUUCCACCGCUCCGUUUCAGCCAAUCAGCCUUCUGUUCACAAAUCAUAGCGGCGAACUUGGGUUUAAACUACUCAACAUGCUCAGACUCUGGCGUCUCAGACGAGUCAGCUCCCUAUUUGCAAGGCUUGAAAAGGACAUUCGAUUCAAUUAUUUCUGGACUAGGUGCAUAAAGCUCAUUUCUGUGACCCUAUUUACUGUACACCUUGCUGGCUGCAUAAACUAUCUUAUUGCAGCGAGAUACCCUGAUCCAGGUAGAACCUGGAUUGGGGAAAAAAACCGAGAUUUCAAAGAAGAUGGUCUUUGGGAAAGAUAUGUAACUUCAAUAUACUGGUCUAUAACGACAUUGACAACUACUGGGUACGGGGACUUUCAUGCGGGAAACCCCAGGGAGAUGCUGUUCGAUAUCUUCUACAUGCUCUUCAACUUGGGAUUGACGGCUUACCUCAUUGGAAACAUGACAAACCUCGUUGUUCAUUGGACAUGCCGCACUCGAUGUUUCAGAGAUAGAGUGAGAGCUGCCUCAGAAUUUGCAGCACGAAACCAGUUGCCCCCCGGCAUACAGGAUCAGAUGCUGUCACACAUAUGUCUCAAGUUCAAAACAGAAGGAUUGAAUCAACAAGGGACCCUAAAUGGUCUACCAAAAGCUAUUCGCUCAAGCAUCGCAGACUUUCUCUUCUUCCCCAUUGUCCAGAAAGUCCAUCUCUUCCAAGGGGCUUCUCGUGACUUCCUUUUCCAAUUGGUUUCAGAAAUGGAGGCCGAGUAUUUUCCACCCAAGGAAGAUGUAAUUCUGCAGAAUGAAGCUCCAACAGAUCUUUAUAUUCUGGUCUCAGGCGUGGUGCAUUUCCUGUGCCGUACCGAUGGGCGCGACAGAGUUCUUGGAAAGGCAAUUGCAGGAGAUUCGUUCGGAGAGUCUGGAGUCUUAUUGAAUAGGCCGCAGCCUUUCACGGUUCGGACGACUGAGAUUUGUCAAAUACUGCGACUCAACAGAACUUCACUGAUCAAUGUCAUGCAAGCAAAUUCCAAGGAUAGGCACAUCAUUAUGAACAAUCUUUUCCAGAAAAUGAAGGGUCGAGAUACCUUGGGCUUUGAAAACGCACAUAAAGAUCCAGAACUGAUCCCCAGAGAAUGGCUUGAUGGAGAACCUAUUGGAGGAAGCUUGUCACCUGCAGGAUGUCAAGAUAAGUACUCACACGAUUAUUCAUCAAUGCAGGAAGCAAGGGAUGUUUAUAGCACAGGAUCAGAGACUAUAGAGCAGAGUGAAACUGGCAAAUGUCAAGUCUUUAAGAGAUCCACAAUGGAUGUAAAUUUGAUGGCUGAGGAUGGCCAAACAGCUCUUCAUGCUGCAGUUCGCAGGGGGCAUCUUGAGAUGGUCAAACUUCUACUGGAAGGAGGUGCUAAUGUAAACAAACAAGAUGCAAGAGGAUGGACACCAAAAGCUCUAGCCGAAGAGCAAGGAAACAAGAGCAUAUUUGACCUUUUACUAAGUUAUGACAAUAGAAGGAAACCAGAUGAGCACAGAAUAGAUUUAAUUGGGCCUGAAUCGGCUGACAACAGCAUGUAUAGUCAAAGCAAACACAGUAAGCAAACUGGUCCUCAAUCUGUCGACUCCCACUUAAGAAAAGAACCCACCAACUCCUGCUCAUGCAGAUAUAGUUUUCCCAUUGACACAGAAGUCAUGACUAAAGUAAUGAAGAAGAGAAUCACCAUCCAUAUGGGGCUUCAACUUGAUGGUACAUUACAGAGGCAACUUGGAAAGCUAAUAAUCUUACCUGAUUCGAUAGAGGAUCUGCUCAAAAUAGCAGGUGAGAAGUUUGGAGUACACAAACCUGCAAAAGUCAUUAACGUGGAGAAUGCAGAAAUAGAUGACAUAAAUGUCAUUCGAGAUGGUGAUCAUCUGUUUCUACUUCAUAACGAGAUUAAUGGAGAAAUAUUGGAUUGCUAAGUGACCUAAUCAUGGUUACUCAAAGCUAGGCAAUGUAGUAUCUUUUUUGCGUCUGUAGUGUUACUUCUUGUAAUUUUACACAGUGGCAAGUAGGCAGUUAUUGGAAUAGGCAGUUACUGGAAUAUAAAAGAAAUGUAAGCAGAGAAAGAGAAUCAUCGAUUGGCAUUGUAAAAGAAAAUUCCGGAGGCACUACUACAACAAAUUAGCAUUUUUUCGCGAGUGAUUUUGUCGCAAUUA
This is a messenger RNA of Juglans regia (Persian walnut), 2713 nucleotides long. Its product is annotated as potassium channel KAT1-like. Gene Ontology annotation, molecular function: protein binding; voltage-gated potassium channel activity. Lineage: Eukaryota; Viridiplantae; Streptophyta; Magnoliopsida; Fagales; Juglandaceae. Gene Ontology annotation, biological process: transmembrane transport; potassium ion transport. Gene Ontology annotation, cellular component: membrane. The transcript is spliced from 11 exons. The record is from RefSeq and is a predicted model, not a curated record. The coding region runs from base 101 to 2476 and encodes 791 amino acids.